AUUUGAGAACUCCUAAUAUAGACCCAGCUGCUUUGUAGAAAAGGCUAACAAACGGUCUGAGUUUGCUGCUUUGAAAACCACUUUUUCAUGGACACAAGACAGAGUUAUGGAGCCUCGUUCACAGGUGUCAUUCCCAGAAAAGAAGCAGGAAAUACAGAGUCAAGAGGCUGAUGCCACAGUCUACAUGAAAUUCAUGAAAAGUCACCGCUGUUAUGAUGCCAUUCCAACCAGCUGUAAACUGGUCAUAUUUGAUACCACACUACAAGUGAAAAAAGCCUUUUAUGCACUGGUGGCAAAUGGCUUGAGGGCUGCACCACUAUGGGACAGCAAGCUGCAGAGAUUUGUGGGUAUGCUGACUAUUACAGAUUUCAUCAACAUCCUUCACUGCUAUUACAAGUCCCCCAUGGUUCAGAUGUAUGAGCUUGAGAGCCACAAGAUAGAAACAUGGAGAGGUGAUUCCCUUCGAAAUGUUUAUUUGCAGUAUUCCAAUAACUUCCUCAUUAGUAUCUCUCCAGAGGCCAGCCUCUUCGAAGCCAUCUAUUCCUUACUCAGAUACAAAAUCCACAGGCUGCCCGUAAUCGAUCCAGAGUCUGGGAAUGUCCUGCACAUUCUGACCCACAAAAGAAUCCUCAAGUUCCUCCAUAUAUUUGGGAAAAAACUUCCCAAGCCUGCAUUCACAAAGAGGCCGAUCCAGGAACUUGGGAUAGGAACUUUCAGGAACAUCGCCACUGUCCAGCAAACAGCAUCGCUUUAUGAUGCCCUCUCUAUAUUUGUGGAGAGGCGGGUGUCUGCGCUGCCAGUGGUGGAUGAACAAGAUCAAAACCAACCACUACAAACCUUCAAGGAAGUCUGCAAGGGAGGAGACAACGAACAGCAGCAGGAAACAGAGGACUUAAAUACACACCAGGUAAUUAGGGAGAUGGGGAAACACCAGGGAAGACAGCCGCAACAAACCAGGAUAACAAAGCAGGGGAAUUAAAACAAUACGAAGCACACAAAACACUAUCAAAAUAAACGCGCGCACACACACAGAGACCCAUAGGAACUUGACAAAGAGACAGAAGAUAAACAAACAUGGAGAUAAGGUAGAAGGAACAAAAUGGAAAUACAAAAGAGGAAAUCCGAAAGCCAGGGAGACAGAACACAGAGUGACAAGGCAGACCCGGGGACAUGCCGGAGAAACAGGAAGGGAGCACAAAGCAUGAUAACGAAACAUUAUGUAACCUAGAAGAACAAGAAUAUAAACAGAGACUAAAUAGAUGGUAUAAUAAUUUCCAAAGGAAAAUAUUGACUAUACCAAUAUACAAAACAGCUCAAUUAAAACAUAAGUGAUCACAAGAACACAAAGCCCUGGAUCCAAGACCCAGGGACCAUGACACCUCACCUCUCACCUCCUCAUCUGACACUUUGGCCAUGCUUUAAUGUGUAUCCACCACUGAAACAGUAUACACAUGACAGAAAAAACAUAAAAAUAAAGACUGUUAGACCUGUAACACGGUUAUUACAUUGUCAAACUAUUUGUUUUCCCAGGCAAAGUUGUGGCACUCUACUCAAGAUUUGAUGUCAUUAUACCGUCUUUGAUCCAUUGCAGAACCUGGCAGCCCAGAAGACCUACAACAAUCUGGACAUGACAAUGCAGGAGGCUGUUGAAAAGCGGAUAUGUUGCGUUGAGGG
Molecule: messenger RNA, 1674 nt
Organism: Oreochromis niloticus (Nile tilapia)
Lineage: Eukaryota; Metazoa; Chordata; Actinopteri; Cichliformes; Cichlidae
Gene: prkag3a
Product: protein kinase, AMP-activated, gamma 3a non-catalytic subunit
Exons: 11
Coding region: 107-979 (290 amino acids)
Biological process (GO): regulation of catalytic activity; protein phosphorylation
Cellular component (GO): nucleotide-activated protein kinase complex; nucleus; cytoplasm
Molecular function (GO): AMP binding; protein kinase binding; protein kinase regulator activity
Source: RefSeq, a predicted model, not a curated record